Molecule: messenger RNA, 537 nt
Organism: Alternaria arborescens
Lineage: Eukaryota; Fungi; Ascomycota; Dothideomycetes; Pleosporales; Pleosporaceae
Exons: 1
Coding region: 1-537 (178 amino acids)
Source: RefSeq, a predicted model, not a curated record
AUGGCAGUCAUCAACGCAGGACUCUCUGGAAAUCAACUCACGAGCUCUGACAACCGAAACUUUAGCCAACUUGGCGGGGUACGUAUUCCUGAUUUCAUGCUUGGUGAAGCCGGACUUGUACACUAUGAAUGGGAUUUGGCCUCGCAAUCCGGAGCAACGGAUCUCAUCUUACACAUUGGCUCGAACGAUUUGCGGGCGGGUGUCAAUGCUGCAUCCAUUAUCGACGGGUUCAAGCAAAUCGUCCAUAAUGCAAGAAUGCAUUACCAAAAGGUUUUCGGAACUACGAUCCUACCAGGCGGGUACACAGAAGAACAAAAUGAGCAACGGAAGAUUGUCAACGCCUGGGUGUCCGGAGAGCGAAGCCAGUUGUUCGACGCUACCUUCGACAUGGCAUCCACUUUACCCGCCCAGACAGAUGAAGCCAAGCUAGACCCGGCAUAUGACAGUGGAGAUGGGAUUCACCCUAACAAUAAUGGGUACGAGAGGAUGGCCAAUGCUAUUGAUAUCGCAAAGCUAUCAGGCAGCGACCUUUUCUAG